Penaeus vannamei (Pacific white shrimp) is the source of this 1332-nucleotide messenger RNA. The record is from RefSeq and is a predicted model, not a curated record. Lineage: Eukaryota; Metazoa; Arthropoda; Malacostraca; Decapoda; Penaeidae.
AUGAGGUGCGACUGUCGGUUGCAUGUGCUACCGGCGAAGUGUGUGUCUUACGGCUGCCCCAGUGUCUUGGCUGCCCCAGUGUCUUACCCCAGUGCGGCUGCCCCAGUGUCUUACGGCUGCCUCAGUGUCUUAUGGCUGCCCCAGUGUGUCUUACGGCUGCCCCAGUGUCUUACGGCUGCACCCAGUGUCUUACAGCUGCACCCAGUGUCUUAUGGCUUCACCCAGUGUCUUACGGCUGCCCCAGUGUCUUACGGCUGCCCCAGUGUGUUACAGCUUCCCCAGUUUGUUACGGCUACCUCAGUGUCUUAUGACUGCCCCAGUGUCUUGCGGCUGCCCCAGUGUCUUAUGGCUGCCUCAGUGUCUUAUGGUUGCCCCAGUGUGUGUCUUACGGCUGCCCCAGUGUCUUACGGCUGCCCCAGUGUCUUACAGCUGCACCCAGUGUCUUACGGCUGCACCCAGUGUCUUACGGCUGCCUCAGUGUCUUAUGGCUCCCCCAGUGUGUUACGUCUGCCUCAGUGUCUUACGGCUUCCCCAGUGUCUUACUCCCCAGUGUCUUACGGCUGCCCCAGUGUCUUACGGCUGCCCAAGUGUCUUACAGCUGCCCCAGUGUCUUAUGGUUGCCCCAGUGUCUUAUGGCUGCCACAGUGUGUUACGUCUGCCUCAGUGUCUUACGGCUUCCCCAGUGUCUUAUGGCUGCCCCAGUGUCUUACGGCUGCUCCAGUGUCUUACGGUUGUCCCAGUGUCUUACGGCUGCCCAUAGACUGUCUUAUGGCUGCCCCAUACGGCUGCCCCAGUGUCUUACGGCUGCCCCAGUGUCUUACGUCUGCCACAGUGUGUUACGUUUGCCUCAGUGUGUUACGGCUGACCCAGUGUCUUACAGCUGCCCCAGUGUCUUACGGCUGCCCCAGUGUCUUACGGCUGCCCCAGUGUCUUAUGUCUGCCACACUGCCCCAGUGUGUUACGGGUGCCACAGUGUGUUACGGCUGCCUCAGUGUCUUACGGCUGCUUCAAUGUCUUACGGCUGCACCCAGUGUCUUACGGCUGCACCCAGUGUCUUAUGGCUGCCUCAGUGUCUUACAGCUGCCCCAGUGUGUUACGGCUGCCACAGUGUGUUACGUCUGCCUCAGUGUGUUUGCCCAGUGUCUUACGGCUGCCCCAGUGUCUUACGGCUGCCCCAGUGUUACGUCUUACGCCACAGUGUGUUACGUCUGCCAUAGUGUGUUACGGCUUCCCCAGUGUCUUACGGCUGCCAAAGUAUCUUACGGCUGCCUCAGUGUUUUACGGCUGCCCCAGUGUCUUACGGCUGUCCCAGUGUCUUACGGGUGCCCAUAG